AUAAAGCGGCUUCCAGAACCUCCGGGUCCCCUUUCCAAAGCAUGAGGUGACCUUCCAGGAAUUUGGCUACCGGAGGCUGCGGCACGCUGCGCCGCGUUAUAUAAGAGGACGUAACGCAGACCAGACCCAGUCCCUCCACCCUGCCAGAGAGACUCACCAGCUGGGGGAUCAGAGAGAGAGAGCGACGAGGAAGACGAGACGCACCGCGCAUCGCCAUGAAGACGCUCAUUGUCCUGACGCUGCUGGGGAUGGCCGCCGCCGCCGUCCUUUCCCAACAAGGUCCCGCCCCUCAGCAAUCAAGAAAAGUGAUCGACGCCGAAGACGUGAAGAUCCCGAGGAGCUCAGCACACGCCCUCAUCAAACGCCACAAGAGGGCCUACGACUAUUAUGAGAGGUUCUAUCCUCGUAUAAAGCCCCCCAUGGAGGUGAAGAAGGAGCAGUGUGAGAAUUAUUGGCCGUGUGAUCAGCUCUCGGAAUGGGUCGGCUUCCACCAGGCCUACCAGACCUACUUCGGACGGGUGUGAGGAGCGGCGAGAUGAAGAAAGCCCCGCCCACUGCGCCGACAAUGCACCUCCCUCUUCUUCUUCUGAGACUUCCAACCAAGGCGGACAAUGUGGCUUUCUCAUUAUCAGCUUUUAUAUUUCCAGCUCUCCUGACUCCCAACUCCCAAUUCCCGACUCCCAAUACCUGACUCCCGACUCCCAACUUCCGAUACCUGACUCCCGACUCCCAACUUCCGAUACCUGACUCCCGACUCCCAACUUCCGAUACCUGACUCCCGACUCCCAACUUCCCAUACCUGACUCCCGACUCCCAACUUCCCAUACCUGACUCCCGACUCCCAACUUCCCAUACCUGACUCCCGACUCCCAACUUCCCAUACCUGACUCCCAACUUCCCAUACCUGACUCCCGCCUCACAACUUCCGAUACCUGACUCCCGCCUCACAACUUCCGAUACCUGACUCCCGACUCCUGACUUCCGAUACCUGACUCCCAACUUCCCAUACCUGACUCCCAACUUUGAUACCCGACUUCAGACUUCCAAUUCCCGACACCGGACUCCCAACUUCUGAUUUCCGACACCCAACUCCCAACUCCUGACACCUCCAAAGAAAGAUACACACAAAGAUAAAAUAAACCUUUUUGCUGCCUAAUAAUGUUCUUUUCAUUAAUCUGUUUAUAAUUUGCCUUCCACAUCCCCAUCGAAAUGCUAAUGACAUUUUUAAAUAAAGCUUUUUCUAUUUUCAUUACCUA
Molecule: messenger RNA, 1256 nt
Organism: Rana temporaria (common frog)
Lineage: Eukaryota; Metazoa; Chordata; Amphibia; Anura; Ranidae
Product: osteocalcin-like
Exons: 4
Coding region: 216-524 (102 amino acids)
Biological process (GO): bone development; response to vitamin K; regulation of cellular response to insulin stimulus
Cellular component (GO): extracellular region
Molecular function (GO): structural constituent of bone; calcium ion binding; hydroxyapatite binding
Source: RefSeq, a predicted model, not a curated record